Messenger RNA from Chiloscyllium plagiosum (whitespotted bambooshark), 650 nucleotides. RefSeq names its product death-associated protein (gene dap). The record is from RefSeq and is a predicted model, not a curated record. NCBI's taxonomy places the organism in Eukaryota, Metazoa, Chordata, Chondrichthyes, Orectolobiformes, Hemiscylliidae. Gene Ontology annotation, biological process: negative regulation of autophagy; apoptotic signaling pathway; cellular response to amino acid starvation. Gene Ontology annotation, molecular function: death domain binding.
CCGGGCCGUGAUGACACAUCGGGGUGGAUAGGAAGGAGGAAUUAGGAUGUGCGCAUGCUCGGCUGCUGUUUAUCAGUAGCCACGUUGCCACUUUGUAGCAAAGGGUGAGUGAAAAGUAUCCAAGGGGUAAGGAUGUCCUCACCUCCCAAGGAGAAAGUGGAAACCAAAGCUGGGCACCUUCCUGCCGUCAAAGCAGGUGGUAUGCGAAUUGUGAAGAAACAUCCAGGCUCUGUGCCCCAUGUUUCUGCAGCAGAGAAAGACAAGGAGAGUGAAGACUGGGAAAGCAACAGCCCUAAGCCAACUGUUCCGAUCAUCAUCUCUGGUGCUUUAGCAAGGGGGGACAAGGACUUUCCCCCAGCUGCUGCCCAAGUUGCUCACCAAAAGCCCUACCCAUCAGUGGAGAAACUGCCGGUUUCACACCAGAUCAACCAUUCCAUCCACCAGCCUCGCAAGUGAAGGAUGUGACCCUUCGAGCGAACGUACCGAAAUCUGUGGGAAGUGUCGUUCCAGUUGGACUCCUGAUAUCUGAUAAUUGAAGAAAUCUUUUGAUUUUAGGAAAAGAGCUACAGUUUUAAAUUUUGUAAACUUUUGUUGAAACACAUUUGAGCAAAUAAUAGCCAUUUUUAAUUAAAUUGGCUCCUGAGAUACAA